UACCGAGGGGGCUCAAAGCCGAGCGCACCCUGGGCUGCGGCGGGGACGGACAGCGCGGUCCGACUUGUUCCUGGAAAUGAGACGAUAAAAUAUUUGGUUAUCUCAGAGAUGGCUCAGGAAGAACCCACUGUAGCUGCUUUGAAAGAUAAUCUGUCAGCAGAGAGCCUCUUUAGCAAAAUGUUCUUGUGGGCGUGUGGUGGUUUUAACAUAAUGUGCUUAGAGCCUGAAAUUCUGUUUCUCAGAAGGCUGGGAAUUAGUCAGGAAAGGGAGGAGAGCAGGAUGCUUCCAGGGAUAAAGCUCAUCAUCCUGCCCCUGUCUCUUGCAGUACAGGACACUCACAGCCUGUAGGUUCAUUCCUUAUAGUACUUGAAAACCCUCCCUGAAGAUCAUUUGGAAGACGAGAAGGGCUGAAUGUGGCAUUUGCACUGUCUCAAAGAAGAGUGUGUCGGUUCACUGGUGUGAUAAGCUUUAGGUUAUGUUUGUCUAUGGAAUAGAUUGUUAGCCCUGCCUGCCAUUGGUGGGGGAAGGAUGCAGUAUUGUCCAUCUUAAUCCUUCAUAACCUCAAAAGUAGUUUGAGGCCAUUCAAGUCUUUCCUGGUGUGCAAAAGUGAGUAUACAUCUGAGGAGAGAAAAUAAAAUGGAAUUGUUCUUUUUACUUAAGGCUUGCAGCAAAAAGGACGGCUCAGUGUCCCCCAGGCCCCUGCCUCUGGGCCCGGCACUCCCGGCGGGAUGGAGAGCCUGGGGCUGCCAGCAGUGACCCUCAGGGAUGGCACCACGGCCUACCUGCAGCAGGCUGCCAGAGGUAACGGAGCCUGGGGCUGCCAGGGCUCAAAGUCUUUUUCUGGAAUUAAAGUCACACUUGCCAAAAAGUCUGUGGCUUUGGAAGACGGUCAGCCAGUGGUGCUGGAAGAUGGCAGCAUGGCUUACAUACACAGCACAGCUAAAGGUGGUUAUGGUCCUGGCACCUUCCAGACCAUGCAGGUGGAGGAUGGCUCCGCUGCCUAUGUCCACCAUCCUGUCAUUGUGACACCUGGCAGCACCCUCCUGGAAGUGCAGACAGAAACUGGGCUUGAGGAGUUAGCUAGGGAGGAGGAAGAUGAUGCCUUUGACGUGGAGACCAUGAAUGCAUUACAGCAGCGGAGUAAGGGGUCUGACAAGGAAGAGGAGGGAGUGACAGGCACGUGCCAUAUGAAGAGUAUGGAUUCCAGCAACGUCCCUUCUCAGGAUUUGCAGGAGGAGGAGGAGGUGCUCAGCCACAGGAAGGGGCAGCAGGUCAGCAGCAGAGCUUUCCGCUGUGGGUACAAAGGCUGUGGCCGCCUCUACACCACCGCCCACCACCGCAAGGUACAUGAACGUGCUCACACAGGUGACCGGCCGUAUACAUGUGACUUCCCAAGUUGUGGGAAAGCAUUUGCUACAGGGUAUGGGCUGAAGAGCCACGUGAGAACACACACUGGUGAGAAACCAUACAAGUGUCCAGAAGAUAUGUGUAGCAAAGCCUUCAAAACCUCUGGGGAUCUACAGAAACACAUCCGCACACACACAGGUGAGCGUCCCUUCAAGUGCCCCUUCGUGGGCUGUGGCCGCUCCUUUACCACCUCCAACAUCCGCAAGGUUCACAUCCGGACGCACACGGGUGAGCGGCCGUACGUGUGUCCAGAGCCCGGCUGCGGGAGGGGCUUCACCAGUGCCACCAACUACAAGAACCACAUGAGAAUCCACACAGGAGAGAAGCCAUACCUGUGCACUGUGCCAGGCUGUGGGAAGCGCUUCACGGAGUACUCCAGCCUCUACAAGCACCACGUGGUGCACACUCACUGCAAACCCUACACCUGCAGCAGCUGUGGGAAGAUGUACCGCCAGACCUCCACGCUGGCCAUGCACAAGCGCAGCAGCCACGGCGAGCUGGAGGCCACGGAGGAGAGCGAGCAGGCCCUCUAUGAGCAGCAGCAGCAGCUGGAGGGUGCAGCUGCUGACAGAGGCUGCCCACUGAAGAGCCAGCAUGUUGCUUUCCUGUCGGAGAUGGAAGAAGAUGAAGAGGAAGAUGUUGUGCCUACACAGGUCUCACUUAUCUCGCAGGAUGGAACGGAGCAGGUCAGUCUGUCACAGGAAGAGCUGCAGGCCCUGGGCAGUGCCAUCGGUGUGGUGACACAGAGCAGGGCCCUUGCCGUACAAGGGGAGCUGGCGGGUGACAACACUCGCACGGUGACUGUGGCCAACACUGACCGCACUGAGAUGCAGGGGGUGACCAUAAUUGCUUCUGGGGCAGUCGUGCCAGAGGAAUCCGCCAUUGCCCCACUCUGUCAUCAGCAGGUGGCAUUGCUGGCCACUGCCCAUGGCACCCACAUCACUGUGCAGCUGGAAGAACAGCAGAGCCUGGAGGAAGGCAUCAGCAUGGCUGCAGCUGUAAUCCACUGUGGACCGGUGACACCUGACACAGCCCUAUCUGAGAAAGAGAGCUGAGGCCAGCAGAGCUGCUGGGGCAGGGGGAGAGGCAGCCCUGGCCUGUCGUAGUCAAGACCGGU
Messenger RNA from Empidonax traillii (willow flycatcher), 2524 nucleotides. RefSeq names its product zinc finger protein 76 (gene ZNF76). The record is from RefSeq and is a predicted model, not a curated record. Gene Ontology annotation, molecular function: RNA polymerase II cis-regulatory region sequence-specific DNA binding; DNA-binding transcription factor activity, RNA polymerase II-specific. NCBI's taxonomy places the organism in Eukaryota, Metazoa, Chordata, Aves, Passeriformes, Tyrannidae. Gene Ontology annotation, biological process: regulation of transcription by RNA polymerase II; central nervous system development. Gene Ontology annotation, cellular component: nucleus.